Molecule: messenger RNA, 2217 nt
Organism: Oldenlandia corymbosa var. corymbosa
Lineage: Eukaryota; Viridiplantae; Streptophyta; Magnoliopsida; Gentianales; Rubiaceae
Source: the annotation of a GenBank genome assembly
CAAAUUGGAAAAUUUUUUAAAAAGACACACUUUCGCUUUCCGCCACCAUCUUCCUCCUUCUUAACCGACCACCACCAUUUCUACCGCGAAAAAUGGCUCAGGCCACCUUGCUUCAGCUGCUCAACGUUCCAGAUGAAGACGAUAUCGACGACGUUGUCGACCAAGUAGAAUUUCAACAUUCCGACGGCCGGCGCCGCCACCGCCACCGCCACCGCCACCACAACCGUCACGACCGACAGCUGGACCCAUAUUGGUCCUCCGAAUUCGAAAUCUUCGGUUCAGAUCUCUCCUCCGAUUUCUCGCCAUCAGAUGUCCUUCCUCUUACCAGAAACCUCAGCGGACAGCGCACUCAGUCAUUGUUCAUCGACUCGUUAAACGACGACGUCUCUGAACCGGAAUCGGUCAUCACCAGUGCUGAUAUCUUCGACCGCGAGAAUCAAGUUAAUUUCGUCAUGGACCUCCUUCACCAGCGAGUUGAGCAGUCCCAAUUACCCGCAACCCAUUUGGCGAUUGACCCGGACUUUUCUGAUGCUGCCCAGGGUUUCGACCCUCAAUUUGGGACUGUUCAAGGCAACGAUGAUAUUGACCCGACCCAAUUGGAUCCUGAUCUGGGUUUGGGGUUUCUGGACUCGCCGGAGGUGGGAAAUUCGGGUUUCGUGGAGGAGAACUUUGACAGCGAGGAGCAUUUCGUUACCGGUUUGCGGGUUGUAGAUAUGGGUUCGGAAUCGGAUUCUGAUUUAAGCGAUGUGGAGAUUGAAUUCGAUGCUGACGAUGACGAUGAUGUAGAGAAUGCAUGUGCUGAGCUGAGUGACGAGGGUGAUGAUGACCCAAGUUUGGGGCUUUGUUGGGAUUCAUUUCAGAUUGAGGAUCAUAGGGAGCCGAAUGAGGAUUUGGAGUGGGAGGAAGUGGACGAAGGGGUUGAUGAGAGAGAGGUUUUAAGCAUGUUUUUGGAUGAUGAUGAUGAUGAUGUGUCAGUGAUGGCAAGGGAGGAUAUGAUUGGUGUGAUGGGGGGUUUGGAGUGGGAGGUUUUGUUGAAUGUGCACAACAUGGAGGCAAAUACUGAGAUUGGGACUGAGGGAUUCAAUGAACUGAAUUUUGGUGAUCAUGAGCACGAUGAGUAUUAUGCCACCGAGUAUGAUAUGUUGUUUGGGAACUUUGCAGAGAGUGAAAAUCCCUUGAUGGGCAAGCCACCGGCUUCCAAGGAUGUGGUCAAGAAUCUACCUUUAGUGGUUUUCACUGAAGAGGAUUUGGAAAAGAAUGAUUUGAUUUGUGCUGUUUGUAAGGAUGACAUGGCUGUUGGCCAGAAUUCGAGGCAGUUACCUUGUAAUCAUAGAUAUCACGGGGACUGUAUUUUGCCGUGGCUGGGGAUCAGGAAUACUUGCCCUGUUUGUAGGUAUGAAUUGCCUACUGAUGACCAAGCGUACGAAAGGAGGAAGAAUAGCCUAAGAGCCGCUCUUCUUCAUUGAAGGUUAUGGAUCCUUACAAAUGCAUCCAUCUACUUGCUGGAGCUGUUGACCUAAGAUAUGUCGAAAUUGUGCUUUCUGAUCCCCUAGGGUGUGUUUCUCUGUUGAAUCAAAUGUUUAAUCACAGAGAUCAGACUUCUGAGGAUGUUGAUGAAUUCAGACCUGAAAUUGGAAGAAGCUGACUUGUUAUGACCAUUUAUCGUGUCAAAGUGUACUUGGUGAAGACGAGACAACCAGGAAAUGAAGCAUCUAGAUGUAGUACUAUUAUCAUCAUUAUUUUUGACCUCCAUAGAGAUGUAAUUUUCAAUUUCAACCACAGAAUGAUGAUUUGCCAAGAGCCUUCUUUUUUUUUUUUUGGGUUGUUGUUGGAGGCAGUGGAAUACCCUAUCCAUAUGUGUAAGUAAUGUAAAACUCCCAUAUGACAAAAUUGCGUAGUGUACAUGUGAAAAAUGGUUGUCAAUGUUUGCAGUAUAUCUUGUCUAUGAGCUAUAUUGUAUCCCUGUUUUUAAGAUUAAUGUCUGUUAAUGAAAAUGUCAGAGCUUUGCGGGGUGGCAUACUGGCAAUAGAUCCUUUUGCCUGCUUCCAAAUUGUUCGAAAUCCCAUCCCAUCGCAAACACUCAUAAUUAAGCAUCUUUUUUUUAUUUUUUUUAUUUUUUUUUGUGGCAUCCUUUUCCAUGAUAAGAAUGAAAACCCGGAAUAGCUGAUGAUGUUAGGUUGUACCUGAGGGGAAAAUGCCUUUUCCUGAGUUCACCGC